Camponotus floridanus (Florida carpenter ant) is the source of this 1815-nucleotide messenger RNA. RefSeq lists its product as uncharacterized. The transcript has 2 exons. NCBI's taxonomy places the organism in Eukaryota, Metazoa, Arthropoda, Insecta, Hymenoptera, Formicidae. The coding region runs from base 232 to 1632 and encodes 466 amino acids. The record is from RefSeq and is a predicted model, not a curated record.
CUUGAAAAAUACUAUAGGAUAAUAGAUUUUUUAUUAGUCUUUUCAACAAUUGCUACGCUAGUGAAGUGUGUAAAAUGUGAUGGAAAAGUAAAUUUUAAUUCGACUAAGAAAGAAGGCCUUGGAUUUAACAUCAAAGUGUCGUGCGAAAGCUGUAAACAGAUUACAAAUGUUCCGUCUAGUGUAAGAAUAAACUCUGGUAUUUACGAAGUUAAUUAUCGGUUUGUUUUCGUGAUGAGGAUAUUAGGCCUUGGAUUAGCUGGCUGUGAAAAGUUUUGCGGCUUGAUGGAUUUGUCUAGUAGCUUUUUAUCAAGACCGACGUACAAUGAUUACAUGAAAAAAAUGUGCUCGACUGUAAGAGAAGUAGCGAAUCGAUUUUUUUUAUCUGCUACAAAAGAAGAAAAAGCAGCAACAGCCAAAGAAAAAAAAACUGAAGAUGCCGACGAACUCACUGUAUCAGGCGACGGUACAUGGAAAAAAAGAGGCUUCUCAUCUUUAUUCGGCGUCACCUCGUUAAUCGGUUACUUCACAGGUAAAGUCCUUGACAUUUUCGUCAAAAGUUCAUACUGCCACGAAUGUAAAACUUGGGAAAGUAAAUUAGACUCUGCCGAAUACGAAGAGUGGCAUGAAGCUCAUGUAAAUGCUGGAAAGUGUCAGGCAAAUCAUACUGGUGCAGCUGGAAAUAUGGAGGUCGAAGCGAUAAAAACCAUGUUUCAACGCUCGGUAAAGAAUGGUGUGCGAUAUCGCAACUAUAUCGGCGACGGUGACUCUAAAGCUUACUCCGGAUUAGUGAAUUCUAAACCUUAUGGUGACGAUUUUUCAAUAGUGAAAAAAGAAUGUGUAGGACAUGUUCAAAAAAGAAUGGGCACUCGUCUGCGUGAAAUAGUCAAAAAGACCGUUGUAGAUACUGAAACUAAGGCUGGAAAGAAGAUCAAAAGAAAGAGUCUGUCUGUUAAAGGGAAGCUUACGGCUAAAAUGAUUGAUAAACUGACGGUAUACUACGGUUUGGCUAUUAGACGUUACUCUGAUUCCGUGGAAAAUAUGAAGAAUGCUAUCUGGGCAACGUUCUUUCACUACAAUUCGACGGACGAGAAUCCACAGCAUAAAAAAUGCCCGAACAGCGCGGACUCCUGGUGCGAAUGGCAAAAAGCUGCAGCUGCUAAUGCAUUGGAUUCGUUCAAACACACGUACAGUGCUCUUCCCAAGGAUGUUUUGGAUGCCAUCAAGCCUAUCUAUGAAGAUUUGAGCAAAGAUGCCCUCCUGGAGCGAUGUGUCGGAGGCUUCACGCAGAACAACAAUGAGAGUUUGAACCAAUUUAUUUGGAAAAUCUCACCAAAGCACUUGAGUGGUACCUCUGUCAUCGUUGAGAUUGCAGCUUAUGUGGCAGCCUGUGUCUUCAAUGAAGGUUCUUUUGCUUUACUAACCUUCAUGCAAGACAUGGGAAUCAGUAGUGGACCAAGCGCUCAUGAUUGGGCGCGAUCAACUGACUCCAUGCGUAUAAGCCGAGCAGAGCAGGAAGCUGAAAAACAGACUAAAGAAGGCAGGAUUCGUCGUAGACAGGAGCAAAAAGAUGCUUUAGACAUCAUGGAUGAUAGCAACAUCCUUUAUGGACCUGGCAUCGAUGAUUCAGUGUGAGAUGAUCCAGCACCGAGUUAUGAGGGGUACCGCAAUUCUAUUUUUUUCCGAGACGCUUCCGAAUAAUUGCUGUCAUUGCCGUAUUUUUUAAUAUUUCUUCAUGAAAAUAUUACACAAUAUUCUUCGAAUGUUAUACUUUAAUGUACCAUUGGUUUUAAUAAAUAGAUUUUAACUGUGUAGUCA